Messenger RNA from Toxorhynchites rutilus septentrionalis, 1398 nucleotides. RefSeq lists its product as uncharacterized. The transcript has 3 exons. Gene Ontology annotation, molecular function: odorant binding; olfactory receptor activity. Gene Ontology annotation, cellular component: plasma membrane. The coding region runs from base 26 to 1279 and encodes 417 amino acids. Gene Ontology annotation, biological process: detection of chemical stimulus involved in sensory perception of smell; sensory perception of smell. The record is from RefSeq and is a predicted model, not a curated record. Lineage: Eukaryota; Metazoa; Arthropoda; Insecta; Diptera; Culicidae.
AUUCAGUAAGGGGUAGACGGUGAACAUGGAUACAGUUCUUCAAAUUUUUAGCAAGUGGUUUUCGAAACUAUCAGCAUUCGAUAACGACGUGGAUCAAUUUUUCCUUAUGAAACUACCCGAUAUCGUCAUAGGUCUCUAUGCAGAAACCUGGGAAGGCACCAGGAAAGUAUUGUGGCGCACCUGGCAGUUGGUAUAUCUUGUUAUGUUCUUGCAUCACGCUUUCGCGUUGGUACAUGCCAUGCAGGACAAGGAUUAUUACGAUAAUGUUAUCCAGGCAUACUACAUGUUGUUCACAUAUAUAAUCGUUGCCUCGCAGAUUUACACCAUUAAGAGCAUUCGGAAGGAGUUGGAAAUAAUACGGGGAUUUGUCAACCUGAGAAAGACGCUUCGAUACGACGAACGAGCGUUCAAAAAGAGAGCUCGAGGAUUCAGGAACAUAAACAUGAUAACGCUUUCGCCAAUACUACUCACAAUUGUUAUGAUGCCGCUAUUAUUCGUGUCUGGAACCGUUUUGACACCUGAAUAUGUUUGGAAUCUGCAACUGGGCGAAGGGUUUGAACUUCUAUCAAACGGUGUAUUAGUAUUAUCGGUGGCAGUUUUGUCGUAUGUGACGUUGGUAUCGCAGUUAUGUUUUAAUUUCAUUAAUACGCUACUAUGCGGACUCACCACGGAGGCUGAGAUUUUGGGCGAUUUCUUUUCUGAUCUAGAAUCUCGCGUUGUUGCGGCUGAGAUGAAUCGAGUUGGGAUGUCAGUAUUAGCCUCGAAAGACCUGCGUUUGAAUCUGCUAUCAUUUCGAAAUGAGCUCAAAAAUUGCGUUGAACUCCAGCAAGAAUUACUAGAAUGUAUACGAUGUCUUAAACGAAUUACGGAACCCCUGACUUUCAUACUGUACUAUAUGUCGUUUUUCUAUAUCGCUGAGUGCAUCUGUCUGGGUUUUUAUGGCAAGCGAAGCAUUAUAGAUGCGAGCUUCAUGGUUUUCGCAUUGUACUACAUGAUACAAUGUUGUAUUAUGUGUUACCUGCUGGAACGAUUGGAGGAUGAGAACCAACGAAUUGCGUUCAUCACGUACAGUUUAUCUUGGCCGAACAAUUUGAAUUUUUCCCGCGAGAACGUGAAACUGUCGAAGGAGAUCCGUGCAAUGAUACUGUUCACUGUGCAACGAGCUAAUGAGCCACUCAAUUUUAGCUGCGGUGGGUUUUUCCCUGUGACCAUGGCGCGUUUCGGUGAUAUGUUGCAGAUGACCUAUGCCUUAAUUACUCUACUGAAUACGAAUUUUUAAGCUCGUGGUAUCACUUUGCAUUUUAGUGUUUGAUUAGACGAGUCACUUCACACCUGGAUAUGAUAUUAAUAAAAAUGUUUCCACAGUUCUACAUUGAAUUUCAGCACAUAUACACAGAU